Messenger RNA from Fonticula alba, 2726 nucleotides. RefSeq lists its product as hypothetical. NCBI's taxonomy places the organism in Eukaryota, Rotosphaerida, Fonticulaceae. The transcript has 7 exons. The record is from RefSeq and is a predicted model, not a curated record. The coding region runs from base 15 to 2726 and encodes 903 amino acids.
CCACCCUCGACCCCAUGAGUAGUACCGCCGAAGUGGCCGCCGAGUUGGCGGCCGACUGUUUGCAGCUCUGCACAUCAGCCUGCUCCCGGGGCAUCAGCGGUGUCCUGUCUCUGGAUCCCAGCCGUGUGGCCAGCUGCCUCGGCAGCCAGGCGGCCGCCGGCGGGGUGCUCGCCCCGACCGGCGAGGUGGCCGCCCUGCUGGGAUCCGCCACGCCGACCCGGCUGCAAACACUCUUCUGGGCCUGGCUGACCACGGUCGGUGGCAUGCCUCCCUUCCUGACGCAGCUCCCGCUCCUGGCAUACGUCUUCGCCAGCCUCCAUGACAGCGAUGUCGACGCCGCCUUUUUCCGCCUCUGCGUCAGCUACGGCGUGCCGGUCUUCCUGUGGUGGUGCUUCAGCCGGCACAUUGUUCUCGGUCUUGUGGCCGUGUUGGUGCUGUACAAGCUCUUCACGCGCAGUGUUCCCUACUCGCCGAUUCGAGUUCCCUCCGGCGCCCUGCGGCGCCUGACUCGUCGGGUGACCAACACCCGGGUUUUCCGCGCGGUGCUCGGCAACGAGCAGGUCCAGGACGGCAGCGAUCUGGACCUGGUCAACCCGUACGCCAUGUCGGUGUUCGUGCGGGCCGUCACCCCGCUGGUGCUUCUGCUCAACCGCGUUCUGGACUACAUCCCCCGCAAGCCUGUCCGGCCAAAGACCAUCGAAGGGCCCAAGAUUGCCUACCUUUUCCAUGUCAUCAACAAGAUCGAUGCAUUCCUGGCACGCUACCUUCCGGCGUCUCUCGCCAAGCCCAAGCGCAUGCAAUCCCCCCUACUGCCGCUGCCCAUUAAGUUGACGCACCUGCGUGCGGAGCGCGCCGUGCGCGAGGGUGCCAUCGAUGGAGACCACAGCGCCGACGCGGCGCUCCUCUUCCUGCGCGGCAUGCUGGACCCGGUGGACCCGGAGAACCCGUGCGGCAUCGAUGCCCCUGGCUUCCCGCCGGUGGACCCGGCCCGCCAAACGGCCCAUCGUUUGACGGCUACCGGCCGCCUGCUGGUGUCCAACUGGCUGUCCGGCAACUUCGACACGCGCUAUGUUGUCCAUCGUUACAUCAACCAGCACCCGGAGAUCCAGAACAUCCGCAUCCGUGCCCCGCUCAUGAUUCUCGGCCUCCCUCGGACCGGGUCGACCUUCCUGCAGCACCUUCUGGCGGCGGAUCCGCGCGCGCGCCAUCUCCGCUUCUGGGAGAUGAACCUGCCGGUUCCGCCCCCCAAGCGGGACACCUACCUGACUGACGAUCGUGCCCGGCUGGUGGACACCUCGCUCCAGUCCCUGGGAAUCAUCAGCCCGGACUACUUCACCGCGCUGGCUGAGUUCCAUGAGAUUCGUGGUUACGGCAUCGAGGAGGAGUUGCUCAUCUUGCAGCAUGGUGUGGCUCUCUUCUCGCAUUACUUCCUUGCCGGCGAAGACAGCGCCUUCCAUGAUUGGUUCAUGGACCCCAACAACAAGGCCUACCUGUACCGGUACUUCCGGCUCUUCCUCCAGCUGCUGGCAUACCAGUACGAGCCAGUCUCCCACUGGGUUCUCAAGGCUCCGGUGCACUCUCUCUAUCCGGAGGCCCUGUUCAAUGAGUUCCCCGAUCUGCGGGCGGUCAACACCCACCGCGACCCGCGCUAUGUCUUGGCUUCCUGGACCAAGUUCCAAGUGCAGAUGCUGUCCAUCUACCAGCCGGACGAUCGCGACCUGGGCCCGCCCUAUGCCGUGCUCACGUACAAGAUGCUGCUGAACAUGGCCAACCGGCUGAUGGACUUGCGCGACAAGCUCGGGCCCGAGCUGGACCGCAAGCACUUCUUCGACAUCGAGCUGGUCGACAUGAGCGCCGACCCGGUGGGCACCGUGCGUCGAGUGUACGACCACUUCGGCAUGGACUUCGAUGGGGCGGACAACUUCCCCCAGCGGAUCCUGGCCACGGCCAAGUCGGAGCGCGAUCGGAGCGACCGCCUGCGCAAGGUGUCGGUCAAGCGCCGUGCCGCUUCCGGCGCCCUCUCCCUGUCGGACACCGUGGGCGGCAACUCGCACCUCAUCCAGCAGCAGCUGAAGCAGCAGCAGCAGCAGCAGCAGCAGCAGGACUACCUGCAGCAGCGCGAGCGGUCGGCCGCCUCGACGGUGGCCUCGCCGGUGGCCACUCCCCCUUCGCUGUCGCUGAGCACCCUGUCGACCCCUUCCUCGCCGAGGCUCCCGGUGUCCGACACCCAUGGCAGCGGCCUGUGCCGGCAGUUCACCAGCGCCGAUAUCAAGAACAGUCGCGAGCUGGCCCUCUAUGGCAUCGAUGAGCUGCGCAUGGAGCAUGACUUCGCCCGGUACUAUGGCCGGCACUUGCCCUCGGUGCGGCUGUACAUCUACAACGGCCAUUCCAGUGCCGAGUGGCUGUCCUUCGGCCAGGCCAUUGGCCAGGCUGCCGGGCCCGGGGCCUGCCCGUGCCGUCGGAGCUCCGACCCCAUGCCGGAUCUGUCGGCCACGGCACCGAUCUCCGGGCAGGAUGCCUCGUCCCUGUCCUCGGAUGAUGGGGAGGACUCCUCCUCCGUGGACCUGUUGGCCACCGCGCCAGCGGUCCAGGCCACCGCCGGAGGGGUCUCCUUCUCGCUGGCCGGCGUCGAUGGCGGUGAUGUGCAGCGCUUCGCCUCGGCCGCCGAUGGCCAGGCGACCACCACCCGGCGCCGGGUGGCCAGCCAGCAAGCCGUCUCCGAGUAG